AUGUCUGAACACGAAGCCGCAGUUGAAGUUGAAGUCCAAGAAGACUUUGAAGUCGUUCAAGAAUUUGUUCCUGUUGAAUUGGCCACUGCCAUUCCAGAAGACAUUCAACAAGCUCAAACUGAGAUCAAGUUGUUCAACAAAUGGUCUUUCGAAGAUGUUGAAGUCAAGGACCCAUCUUUGGUCGACUACAUCCAAAUCACCAAGCCAAUCUACGUUGCCCACACUGCUGGCCGUUACGCCAACAAGAGAUUCAGAAAGGCUCAAUGUCCUAUCGUUGAAAGAUUGACCAACUCUUUGAUGAUGAACGGUAGAAACAACGGUAAGAAGUUGAAGGCUGUCAGAAUCAUCAAGCACACCAUGGAAAUCAUUAACGUUUUGACUGACCAAAACCCUCUACAAGUCAUUGUUGAUGCUAUCAUCAACUCUGGUCCAAGAGAAGACACCACCAGAGUCGGUGGUGGUGGUGCUGCCAGAAGACAAGCCGUCGAUGUCUCUCCAUUGAGAAGAGUUAACCAAGCCAUUGCUUUGUUGACCAUCGGUGCCAGAGAAGCUGCCUUCAGAAACAUCAAGACUAUCGCUGAAACUUUGGCCGAAGAAUUGAUCAACGCUGCUAAGGGUUCUUCCACUUCUUACGCUAUCAAGAAGAAGGAUGAAUUGGAAAGAGUUGCCAAGUCCAACCGUUAA
Messenger RNA from Kluyveromyces marxianus DMKU3-1042, 684 nucleotides. It is a transcript of the gene RPS5, whose product is annotated as 40S ribosomal protein uS7. Gene Ontology annotation, cellular component: ribosome; cytosolic small ribosomal subunit. NCBI's taxonomy places the organism in Eukaryota, Fungi, Ascomycota, Saccharomycetes, Saccharomycetales, Saccharomycetaceae. Gene Ontology annotation, biological process: translation; ribosomal small subunit assembly. Gene Ontology annotation, molecular function: rRNA binding; structural constituent of ribosome; mRNA binding. The transcript has a single exon. Bases 1 to 684 code for a protein of 227 amino acids. The record is from RefSeq and is a predicted model, not a curated record.